GUAUUGACAGGGUCUUGAGCGUAGGUCUCAGGUACUCAUCUCAUCUGUGACAAAGAAAAACGCAGCGAGAAAGAGAAAGUGAAAACAACACAGAGAAUGGCUUCAAACGCAGCGGCGCCGUUUUGGAGGUCAGCAGGGAUGACUUACAUAACAUACUCAAACUUAUGCGCCAAUCUGGUCAGAAAGUGCCUUAAAGAACCUUACAAAUCCGAAGCUUUGAGCCGUGAGAAGGUCCAUUAUACCAUCUCCAAAUGGGCUGAUGGCAAGCCUCAGAAACCUACCAUCCGCUCAGAUUCUCCUGAAGAAUGAGAACAAGGUUGGAUCUCAGGGUUUAUUUCUUCUCUCAACUGAAUUUUGUACUGUCCUAGCAUUGUGUAUGGUGCUCGUCUGGCGGAGCUUGCAUAAAACAUUGAUAUGCUAAUAAUAUAGCCAAUAGACCUUGAUUUAUACUUGUUGGAUGCGAUUGUGAUAAUUGUUUUUUUAGAACCUGCUUCUGUUGUCAAGUGACUUAUUUCCUGUUUUCAAAGGAAACUUGUCCGGGCUAUCAUAAUGUAUCAAUCUCAAUGUUCACCUGGUUAAUUUAA
This is a messenger RNA of Lycium barbarum (goji berry), 584 nucleotides long. RefSeq names its product ATP synthase subunit epsilon, mitochondrial-like. Gene Ontology annotation, cellular component: mitochondrial inner membrane. The transcript is spliced from 2 exons. Bases 97 to 309 code for a protein of 70 amino acids. Gene Ontology annotation, biological process: proton motive force-driven mitochondrial ATP synthesis. Lineage: Eukaryota; Viridiplantae; Streptophyta; Magnoliopsida; Solanales; Solanaceae. Gene Ontology annotation, molecular function: proton-transporting ATP synthase activity, rotational mechanism. The record is from RefSeq and is a predicted model, not a curated record.